UAUAAUAAUAUUAUAUCAAAGUCCACAUGUAAUUUGAAAAUGGAUAGCCUUUCCUAUCUUCUUCACAUCCAUUAAACCCCUUCAACGUUCAUCCCCCAAACAACAAUCUUGACCAUCAUGAUCUCUUCACUCCCUUCAACCUCUACAUUUCAAUUACCCACUUCCACCCCUCCACCAACAAAAACCCUAACCCUAAUCACCCCCUAUUCCAUUUCCCACCAAUUCCCCUGCAAAAAACCAAUAAAAAACACAACUUUCAAGAUCCAAUCAUCACCCUCAUCACACAUGAUCGAAAAGGAGACCGCAGAGACCCACCGUCCGGACACUUUUCUCCGAGAUUCCGACGGUGGAUCAUCGGUUGAAGCGGGUUCAAUUAGAGCUCGCUUUGAGAAGAUGAUACGGGAGGCGCAGGACAGCGUGUGUGCGGCGAUUGAGGCGGCGGACGGUGGUGCGAAGUUUAAGGAGGAUGUGUGGUCGAGGCCGGGUGGGGGUGGUGGGAUAAGUAGGGUUUUGCAAGACGGUGCCGUUUGGGAGAAAGCUGGGGUGAAUGUUUCGGUGGUGUAUGGUGUGAUGCCACCUGAAGCUUAUAGGGCUGCUAAUCCUGCUGCUAAUGCUGCUGAAAAUGGCAACUUUAAGCCUGAACCUGUUCCCUUUUUUGCUGCUGGUGUUAGCUCUGUUUUACACCCAAAGAACCCUUUUGCACCAACGUUGCAUUUCAAUUAUCGUUAUUUUGAGACUGAUGCUCGAAAAGAUGCUCCCGGAGCACCAAGAUCAUGGUGGUUUGGUGGCGGUACUGAUUUGACACCUGCUUAUAUAUUCGAAGAAGAUGUCAAGCACUUCCAUACGGUACAAAAAAAUGCCUGUGACAAAUUUGAUCCGAGCUUCUAUCCACGUUUCAAGAAAUGGUGUGAUGAUUAUUUUUACAUUAAGCACCGAAAUGAGAGACGGGGGCUUGGAGGCAUAUUUUUCGAUGAUUUAAACGACUAUGAUCAAGAAAUGCUCCUCUCUUUUGCCACUGAGUGCGCCAACUCUGUGGUUGAUGCAUAUAUACCGAUUAUAGAAAGGAGAAAGGAUACGCCAUUCACUGAUAAACACAAGGCAUGGCAGCAACUGAGAAGGGGCCGUUAUGUGGAAUUCAAUUUGGUGUAUGAUCGAGGGACAACAUUCGGUCUUAAAACUGGAGGUCGGAUUGAAAGCAUUCUUGUCUCUUUGCCGCUAACAGCCAGAUGGGAAUAUGACCAUAAACCUGAAGAGGGUAGCGAAGAAUGGAAACUUUUGGAUGCUUGUAUUAACCCGAAAGAGUGGGUUUGAAUCUGAUAAUGGUUUUGCUUAGCUUGUAAAAUACCGUUUGCGCGAUCGUUUCACGUUUGACUUUUUUUUCCUUUUCCUAAUGUAGAGAUAGGGAUUUUAGUUGAGCAACUAGAUUGUAAACCGAGGUUACGACGGGUGGCAAUGUUGUAUUUUCUUUUCUAUAUGUAUGUUUUGUUCUUCCGUUCA
Molecule: messenger RNA, 1497 nt
Organism: Helianthus annuus (common sunflower)
Lineage: Eukaryota; Viridiplantae; Streptophyta; Magnoliopsida; Asterales; Asteraceae
Product: oxygen-dependent coproporphyrinogen-III oxidase, chloroplastic
Exons: 8
Coding region: 118-1311 (397 amino acids)
Cellular component (GO): chloroplast stroma; cytoplasm
Molecular function (GO): coproporphyrinogen oxidase activity
Source: RefSeq, a predicted model, not a curated record